Molecule: messenger RNA, 165 nt
Organism: Paraglomus occultum
Lineage: Eukaryota; Fungi; Glomeromycota; Glomeromycetes; Paraglomerales; Paraglomeraceae
Source: the annotation of a GenBank genome assembly
AUGGAUCAGGAAAAUCAGCUUCUCUCAGCAAAAAUGUAUCUUGAACAGCCAAUGUUUUCUGAAAAAGGAUUCAAGGCACUUGAUUACAUAGAAAAUGAUUUUGUAUGGGCCUUUGGAUUUAUUACACCUUUGUUUGGAAUUAUCAGUGCAGAAAAUGUGACAGAA